GAUUAUAACAUUUCAUUUGAACAUUAAUGAUUUAAAACUCUCCCGUGAAAAUUGAAAAAUAAGAUAACCAAAACUUGGGAAUGUCUCAAAAAGUUCACGAAAGGAACAAAUAAUACUUCGUGCUGCAAUGAACAGACGUUAUAAAUAUUUCAUUCCUGCUGCAAUACCCCUUUUUCAAAGAAAGAAAAAAAAUCCCAUUUAGCAAGGAAGUUAACAAUUUGUUUGUUCACAUUAGACAACCUUUGAUUUCCUCUGAAAAAAAAAAUCAGUUUCAUAAUGUCCAAUAAUAAUCAUUUUAAGAAUCCUCACGUGAUAUUUCAGUGCCAAAAAUCUUCAAGCAAUCUAAUUUCAAAGAUAUUGACAAACUAAAUUCGCGAUAUAUGAAAAGAUAUAUUGAACAAAAAAAAAGCAAACCGAGUUAUCUCCCAGUGAAGACCCAUGCAGUGCGUCAUAUAGAACAGAGCAUACAUUUAUCUAAGAAGAGACAUUUGAAUUAAGCAGCACUUCUUUAUUGUCCAUCACCUGGCAUUGUGAAGUGUUUUUGACAAAUAUUAAUUUCGUUUCUCUUCCGUCAAAUCCUAUCUUUUGAUCUAUCGUGAGCGGAAUACGAUUCGGUUAAAUUACCCGCCUGUCAUGCAGGAAAAAAAAUAAUUUGUAACAACUAAUUUAUACAAAAGUGAUUCAACGAAUCUAGCUUUGCAAAUCGGAGAAAAAUUGUAAAAUGCCGCAUAAUUCAAGUGGUAAAUGGAAUGGUUCACGCUUCCAGACAAAUUCUGAUCAUGAGCGACCCGAGAUCCUCCCUUUGUCAUUAAUUCUAGUUUUAUCCUUCAUGUGCCUGCUGGUUGUUAUAGUCAAUAGCCUCGUCAUCUACCUACUUCACAAAAAGAAAACCCUGCGAACGCUCACCAACAUGUUCCUUGGAUCGCUGGCGAUUUCAGAUCUAUUGUCUGGUCUUGUGGCCAUUCCUCUUUUUGCUAUCUGUUUGGUUACAGAUAUCAUAAACGUUUGCGUGUCCUCCACUAUUUUUAUUCGAUUUACAGCCAUUUCCUCUGUCUGCCAUGUUUUGUUAAUCGCAGUGGAUCGUUAUAUCUUUAUAGUCCGCUACAUGGAUUACCAUGCUCUUGUAACGAAACGACGAGCACUCGUCGCCAUCGUUUCUGUUUGGCUAUUUUCAUCGGUGGCUUCCAUCAUUCAGUUGUCUUGGUACAUUUUUCAUCAAGUUGGUAUUACCGACUUCGAAAAUGUCACCAAUGAAGUUAAUAAACACUACAGCCUAGCUUGUAUCAUAGUGUUCUUUGCUGUACCUCUCCUUUCCAUGUGCUACAUUUAUGGCCGCAUUUUCCAUAUUGCGGUCAAGCGUAAGAACAGUCUUCGUAAAAGGAGUAACAUUGUUCAACAGCCUUGUCAACCUCAACGUCAUGAAUGGCGAGGUAGAAGUGUGUUGGUUAUCGCGAUUGGGAUUUUCGCAAGCUGUUGGUUGCCAUAUUUCGUCGCGAUGCUGAACGACCACACGAAUGAUUCUGAACAUAAUUUCAUGAAUCUACAUGUGCAGCGCUUGUUGGUGUUUGUUGGACUCAUUCCUCCCAUAUCAAACCCAAUUUUAUGCACAUUAGCCAAAAAGGAUUUUCGUCGAGCACUGAAAGUAUCGUUAUUGAGACGGAAAACGAAUAUGCCCGCUGAAGUUGUGGCUCACCGAGACCAAAUACGCCUAAAUCUUCUAGCGAAUUGACCCCAUUUGUCCAUUAUCUUUGCCGGCGACGCAGCGCCUCCUUUUACAAAUAUUAUACAGUCAUCGGACACAGGUACCUGGAGACGAGUUGCGUGGUCAAUGACGGAAUAUUUUCCAAUUUCAAGGAUGAAGACAUAUAUCCAUUGGUGCAAAUUUAAACCUGAUUUCGAGAAAAAUGGUUUUAUCUUGAAUAGGGCUCCAGAGGAGCUCUUAUUUACGGGACAGUUAUUGGGAGAAACUCUAGGAUUCAUUAACUGAAAACGAGCCAAGGAUCAUUUGACAGUCUUUCACAAAAAAUGCAGCUGCAAAUGGCGAUUAAAGGAUCAUGUUUUGAAUUUUACUUUAUUGUCUUUUGUAACUGCUCAGUCAUGUUUUGAGUAUUGCUGCAUUGUCUUAGGUAACUGCUCCAUUGAAGAUCUGAUGGGACUACAAAGAGGUUGCCAGUGGUGUGAAUCGUCCAAAGUGGAACCGCUGAAAAAUGCCUAUCAACAAUGAAAAAUGCAAGAAACUUGCCACCAACUUUCAACGAAGCUAGCUACUUUUAGCUUUCAAGUCUUAAAGAUAUUCCAUAGACGUCCAAUGUUCACAAAAUAUUUUUGAGCACAGGUUCCUUCAUUUACAUUUUUGGCCAAAGGAAAAACAGUUAAUGCUGGCUUCCCUCUGGAUGCACUUCCGGCGUUGUAUAAUAUUGCCCGUGUAACCAAGACUGAUGUUACUUGUGACGCAGCUGCCACU
Stylophora pistillata is the source of this 2464-nucleotide messenger RNA. Its product is annotated as beta-2 adrenergic receptor. The record is from RefSeq and is a predicted model, not a curated record. Gene Ontology annotation, biological process: G protein-coupled receptor signaling pathway. Gene Ontology annotation, cellular component: membrane. Gene Ontology annotation, molecular function: G protein-coupled receptor activity. NCBI's taxonomy places the organism in Eukaryota, Metazoa, Cnidaria, Anthozoa, Scleractinia, Pocilloporidae.